CUCAAUCUCGUGGCAUAGCAUUGUUGUGUGAAUAGUAUUCUUCAAUGGGUAUCACCAUCUGCUCUUAGAGACCCUUUGGAAACAAGAUCCCCAUAAGUGCCUUAUUUCGAGAGGUUUUUCGUCACGCGACUACCCCCAUGGCUUUCAAGCAGGUACGCAAUCGGACACCCCUCUUCCGUCCGUGGGCUUUGGGGGAUUCCCUGAGAAAAUCAGCAACUGAAGAAGUAUCGUCCAGCGAUUUGUGGGCGCCAUCAGCAUUCAAGUUGAAGACCAAGCAGCAUCAGACGACGACUGUGGAACCCGUGAUGGCUUUCCAAGUGACUCAGCCUCACUGGGACAUCUCAUCUCAUCAACUAAACCACCUUCUAAAGCAACCCAAGACCAAAAAGCAAAGGCCCAAGAGAUUUCAGUGUCCUCACUGCCAAGUGUCUUUCAGCAAUAAUGGACAGUUAAAAGGACACGUUAGAAUCCACACAGGUGAACGACCCUUUUCUUGUGAUCAUCCAGGAUGCGGGAAGACGUUCACGAGGAAUGAAGAGCUGACACGUCACAAGAGAAUUCACACAGGUGUCCGUCCCCAUUCGUGUGUUCUGUGCGGCAAACGUUUUGGCAGAAAAGAUCACCUCAAGAAACACGUGAAAACGCAUCAGAGAAUGCAUUAUUUAUUAGAUUAUGCUCCUUAUUACCUUUAUUGAAUUAAAAAUAUAGUGUGAAUGUGUGUGUACAUAUCAGCGUUGCAAAUAUAAUUACUAUUUUGAUAUAUAUAUAUAUAUAUACAUAUGUGUGUGUGAAAAUAGAGAAAUGUAUUCUUUUAUACAGAUUCGGAAAAAUAAAAUAGAGAUAUAGUUUGUUUACGGUAAGAAUUCUCCCCUCCACAAAGUUUAAGGCCGUCUGCUGCUAUGGAAACAAGAAUAGAGCAUUUCAGGGAGGGUAGCUUCUCUUCAUUCUAGGGCUAACACAGUACACCGAAGAAAAAGAUUCAUUUUCUCUUUGCCUACACGAGCUAAAACUUGUUUCAUGCCGUACUUGAAAUAGUUAUACCUCGUUACCAUAGUCCCCGCCACGGAUCCAGACGAAUGGCUAGGAUAGUUCUUACUUUAGACAAACUAUACAUAUGUUGAUGGACGCCAAAACACGUGCUUGUUAUGUCUUUUUCCGAAUGUUUAAUAUAGUGUAGAUUUUUCAGGGAAAAUAUUCUCCAAUAAAAUGCUCAGUUGAUUUUAAAAGCCAAUUUUUUUUUAAUUAAUUUAUUUAUUUUUUAAAAAAAUUCGAAAUACAAAGCAUUUUAUACUGUAAAAAAUAUUGUUUACAUCACUAUCUUGGAAUGUAUAAGAAUGAAUGAGUAAAACAAAGCUCGAUGUACUGUUUCUUUGGAUCUAAACUCAUUUUUAACCAAUUGUAUCAUCAUUAUUGAUUAUGUAUAGAAAUUAAGGACAUCAAUUCAUUACCAUUUAGUAUUUUGUAAGGACACUAGACAUUUCAGAUUUGGUAAGGCUAUUUCUGAUACUACAUGAUAUGCAUUUUUAUUAAAGACGAAAAUAGUAUGAAUCAAUAAGGACUAAAAUUAUUAUACAAUUAUUAGCAUUUUUUUAUUUUCUGGAAUAAAAUCUAGCACACAACAUCAAUAAUAAAGAGUAAAGAAAUUAUAAAGAUUGAUUAUAAUUAUCAAAAAUUGCAAAUUUUUGCAUGAUUUUUCGAAAAUAUUAUUUAAUAAAUAGAAUAUUUCCCUAAUAUAUUUCUCUAAUAGUUCGCGUUUGUUAAGAACAUAUCAAUAUUCUUAUUUCGCUUGAAGAAAACUUACACAAAUUAAAGUCCUCAACACAGAGGAAAAUUUCUUGAAGUACAAUAUUCUAGCUUCAUAAAAAAAUUCUAACAUAAAAUUAAAUAAAUUAUAGAGAUUUAUUUUGUUUCAGAUUCACAUUAAAGGUUUUUUAUCACUAAAUAUUUAAUUAAAUCAUUAUUUUGUUUAAACUGUUUAUUGAUUUAAUGAUAUGCCCUUUUACAUUUAAUCAAAUCAGAUAUAUAUUUUUAGAGGGAAGAUCAUAUUUUAAAACAGGAAUCAGGUUCAAUAUAAUUCAUAUGCCUUUUUAAAAAUCAGAUACAAAACUAAUUCACUUUAACGCAGCACUAUGAUCUAAGCAUGUAUGAUGAAGUCAAAACUUUUGAUGGUGUUCCAUUGAUCUUGAUGGUAACCAUCAAUAAUUCCAUCAUGAACUAAAAUAAUUUUGAUGGUAGCCAACAUAAUACCCCAAUGUAGGAAUUCGGUCUGAUUUAUGAUGGUCCAGCAUAAGAAUAGCAACUUGUUUUGAUAGUUUGCCUAUGUUAAACCAUCAGAAAUUUCCAUCAUAGUUUCUCAGAAAUAAAAUGUUGGAACGAUCAUGAGCAACCAUUUUCCCAAUGUAGGAAUUUGGACUGAUUUAUAAUGGGUCAACAUAGGAAAAAAACCCAAAUUGUUUUGAUGAUAUAUUCCUGAGAACCAACAAGAAUUCUUAUUAAACCGUCAUGGAAAUGUAUAAUUGAAAUCAUCAUGGACCAUUACGUAUAAUCAUGGUUCCAUGAGAAUAAAACUUUUCUUGAUGGUUAUCCAUCAUAGUAUUAAAGAAGCAUUUUCCAUCAUGGAAUGAUGGAAGUUUGCUGACAUAUCUAAAACUAUGAAUGCAUAAUGGAAAAUAUUGAAUGAUGGCGACCUUCAAAAUGAUGUUGGACUAUCAUGAAUCGCACUGAAACCAACAUAAACCAUCAAGACUUGGGAUGAGAUCUUUUCUUCAUAAUGGGAGCUGAUUAAAAAGAGCCCUUCGAAAUACAUGAUGUUUAAAAACCUGAUGACAACUGUGUUUGAUAAGCAAAUAAAUUUUGUCACGUUUUUUGAAAUGCUUAUAUAUUAACAAUUAUUUAUACGCAUUUAAAACUGUAUUUUUAAAUGUAUAUUUUUUUUUUGCCAUGUAAAUACAUUAUAUAUUGUCAAUAUACUUAUACACCCAUUACUUAUUU
This is a messenger RNA of Parasteatoda tepidariorum (common house spider), 2991 nucleotides long. It is a transcript of the gene hkb, whose product is annotated as zinc finger transcription factor huckebein. Lineage: Eukaryota; Metazoa; Arthropoda; Arachnida; Araneae; Theridiidae. Gene Ontology annotation, molecular function: DNA-binding transcription factor activity, RNA polymerase II-specific; RNA polymerase II cis-regulatory region sequence-specific DNA binding. Gene Ontology annotation, biological process: regulation of transcription by RNA polymerase II. The record is from RefSeq and is a predicted model, not a curated record.